UCAUAUGCAGCUACAAAGAAUUUCGCAUUUUGACAGGGCGAAUUUUCAUUGGAGGUGAAACGUUUGGAUUUUUGCCAUUAGCUCCCUUAUAAUUUCGUUAAAUUUUCGGUUUGCUCGCGUUUUCACUUCAACUUUGUUUGGAUUAUUACUUCUUUGAAGUACAGAGUUUUUAUAAAAAAAGUGAAAAUGAAGUUUGUAUUCCUGACGCUGUUCAUAAUUGGUGUUGCAGCAGCUGCGAAGUACAACACCGUCUUACUGGGUGGAGCGCAGAGCACAACGCCAUCAGCGCUGUCAAAAGUUACAUCCGAGGAAUUCUAUAGCAUUCUGAAACCCCUGGCCGAAAACAACCAGAUUGUUGUGUUCCAAGAACCUGGUUUAUCUUUCCAUGAUUUCUUGUGCAAGAAAAACGGCACGGAGUCACAGUCAUGUUAUGCUCACUUAAGCUCAAUCACCCCAAAAACAUUCUAUGCUAAAGGAGACCUUUCCGAUAAAGUAUUGGCGUCAAUAGAUCCGAAUUAUGUUGUGAUUUCUAUCCCUAAAGAUGGUAAUCUUGAAACGCCUCUUAAAUGUGAAGCUCACAAGGUCUAUAUCUUUCAAUUCAGUGAAGAAACUGAGUUAAGCCGCGAGGAUACUUUGGAAGCACAUGAUUUCAUCAUUCAAAAAAUCAUUAAGCAAUUGUCCUGCCCUACAAUCUUGUUGUAUACAGCUACACCCGUAGAAGAGACGUCUGUAAAUAAACGUUCACGACGUGCAGUUUCUGUUUGGGAGACCGCUGCGCCUGAAGGUGGUACUAUAUUCGCUGAUACUAAAUUUCAGAUUUUCUACACAAAACUGGCAGUUAAGAUCGGUACUGCCGCUGCCAAAGAAAUUACCAUUAGCAGCAUGAGCAUCCAGGAGCGUAACACAACUGAUUUCACAGUCACACUUGCAAGCAGCGAUGCUACCGACACUAUCACUUUCGAUAUUGAGUUAGUAAAGGGGUACUAUUAUAUGAAGCAAUUGACGUACAAUACGAAUACACAAUUCCGUACGACAGAUAUAAAUGCGCCACCAGCUUUCUCAUACUAUUGCGGCAAUUUGACUGUGUAUUCAAACAGCGGCGACUCACUUCUUUGGAAUUCCGUCCAAUUCCAAGCUCCUUUCGGAAGUAAAGUUACAGCAGUAGGUGACAAAUAUUUUGAAUUUGGUGACUCUUGGAAUUGCGUUGGGUUUGUUACACACGCAAUCCUUGCUGGGUUAUUUGUAUCGUUAAUUUUACUUGCAAUUCUUUUCGUCGGCAUUUGCUGGAUGAUGGAUAUUAACACAAUGGAUCGCUUUGAUGAUCCCAAAGGCAAGACAAUCACAAUUAACGCAAAUGAGUAGUGAAAUAUCGAGUGAUAAACGCGGGUAAAUUACUAUUAUCCGAAAAGCAGCUACUGCAUAUGGCGUUAUUGCGCUGUCAGUUGCGCACACUUCAUUCCCUUUUAUGUUAUUAUUUUAUGGCAUUGUACAGGCCAAUUUCAUUUAACUAAAUAUGUAUUUUUGGAAGCCAGGUAAAAGCAUAGGUAGAAUAUUUGCUUUGAGCAAAUUGAACUGCCUUCCAACAUUAAAAUCAUAAAAUAUGGAAAUUAAGAUUUCAACUAAAGUGAGUUCAUUCUCCCAAGUUCUGUUUGAAAUACCUAAUGAGGAUUUUGCGCUGUACAUUCGUAAGUUUCUCCCGCAAUUCCCAUUAAAUUUAUUCCACCUCUUUUCUCAGCAUCAUAAUUGGGUUUAUUAUUUUCUUGUUUAUUUAAGGGAAUUGUAGUUGAAACUUGUGUUCUCAAUUAUAUGGUAUGAUGACUAAAAGUUACUUCUAUCAAAGUUUUUUUUUAUAUUGCAAUUUAUUUUCACUCGACUUCGAUUUCACAUGUGUGUGCCUUAACCGACUUCUGGUAAGAGCCGUGUUCAUCUGGGAGUUAGCGCAAACAUAUUUUGUGUGUGAAUAUGUUUGCAAGCAACCAUCCACCUGAUAUCAAUGUGUUGUAGUAUGUAUUCGAUUUUUAUACGUACUCUAUCAAUAUUAAUAUAUUUUAUAGUUCCGUAUAUUAUAUGUAUGUUAGGCA
Rhagoletis pomonella (apple maggot) is the source of this 2081-nucleotide messenger RNA. It is a transcript of the gene VhaAC45, whose product is annotated as V-type proton ATPase subunit S1. NCBI's taxonomy places the organism in Eukaryota, Metazoa, Arthropoda, Insecta, Diptera, Tephritidae. The transcript is spliced from 4 exons. The coding region runs from base 187 to 1362 and encodes 391 amino acids. Gene Ontology annotation, cellular component: proton-transporting V-type ATPase complex. The record is from RefSeq and is a predicted model, not a curated record.